CUUCCUCACACGUAUCUUAAUCCCUUGACCGAGAAACAUACACACAAAGAUGGCAUUGCAUCUUCAAACGAUCUUACCAUUCAUUUUGGUUCUAGCAAUAAUUUUAUCAGGGCAAAGAACAUGUGACAGUGCUAGAGUUUUCACCAUAGUAAACUACUGCAAGGAGACACUUUGGCCGGCGGUGACACCCGGGGAAAGCUUCAACGGCGGUGGCUUCGUCCUAAAACCGGGCGAAUCCGCGGUUUUCACGGCCCCGGUUAGCUGGAGCGGCCGGAUAUGGGCUCGAACCGGUUGCAAGUUCGACCAAAACGGAAACGGAAAUUGCCAAACCGGUUCAUGCGGCACAACCCUAAAAUGCUCAGCCUCGGGGAAAACACCGGCGUCGCUAGCAGAGUUCACACUAGCGCAACCGGACUUCUACGACGUGAGCCUCGUCGACGGCUUCAAUGUGCCGAUGGCCGUUAAGCCCAUAAACGGAAAGGGAAACUGCAGCACCGCUGGAUGUGAUUCUGACCUUAGAAACAGUUGCCCCAAGGAACUUUCCCUUAGGGCUAACGGCAAGACCGUUGGGUGUCGUAGUGCAUGUGAUGUGUUUAACACUGAUGAGUAUUGCUGCAAAGGGAAUUAUGGAAACCCUUCUACUUGCAAGCCUACGUUUUAUUCCAAGAAGUUUAAGGAGGCGUGCCCUACUUCUUAUAGCUAUGCUUAUGAUGAUCCAACUAGUAUUUUUACUUGUACAGGGACGGAUUAUGUCAUAGCCUUCUGCUCAUCCAGGAAACAACAGGUAUGCUCUUAUCAUAAUAACAAGCUUCACUGCAGUGGAUCACAAGGGUUGAAAUCGUUGACUGGAAGGUGGUGGAUCGUGAUGAUGAUAACAGUGUUUUCGGUGCUUAGUUUUUGGAUUGGAUUCUAGUCUAGACCAUGCAUGAUCGAUGUUUAUUCUACUAAGAGUCCGAUUCAUUUUAAGUUUAAUGAAUUUGAUGAGUUUGUGUAAAUGGAACCAGUUUUUUUCUUUUUCUCUCUGACGAUGUUACUUUUACGGAGGGAGGUACUAUACUACUAUACUCCGUUACGUGUUUAUUCCUAGUGUCUAUGGGAAGGUGGUAUUUUAUUAAUUUGAUUCAUAUUCGUUUCCUUAAAUUUAAGUAAAACGGUGAUGUGCACUUGAGGUUA
Molecule: messenger RNA, 1173 nt
Organism: Glycine soja
Lineage: Eukaryota; Viridiplantae; Streptophyta; Magnoliopsida; Fabales; Fabaceae
Product: pathogenesis-related protein 5-like
Exons: 3
Coding region: 50-913 (287 amino acids)
Biological process (GO): defense response
Cellular component (GO): extracellular region
Source: RefSeq, a predicted model, not a curated record